AGAAGUAGAGGAGCAAGCAAGCUUUGCCUUUGUCCGACUUUUCCGGGAACUUGCAUUAGGACAAUUCUGAUGGAGCUGUUCCGGGGCAAGACGCUGCUUCGCAAGGACGGCAGCCUACACGCGGCCGACGACGUGCUCAGCGAGACCGGGGUGCUGGCGCUGUACUUCUCGGCCGGCUGGUGUCCCGCGUGCCGCAUGUUCACGCCAGUCCUGGCCGAUGCUUACAGGCAGACCAAAAACCACAAGGUCGAGGUCGUGUUUGUCUCGUCGGACCGCUCCAUCUUCGCCAUGCUGCGGUACAUGCGUCAGAGCCACGCCAACUGGUACGCCGUCAAGUACGGGGAUCCCCUCCGUCAGGAGCUGUUCGUCAAGUACGGCGUCACCGGCAUUCCAGCUCUGGUCGUCAUCAAGAAAGAUGGCAGCGUGGUCAAUCCUGAUGCACGUCUUGACGUCACAACCAAGGGACACCAGGCAUUUCUCGAUUGGCUAGCCUUCUCGUAA
Molecule: messenger RNA, 501 nt
Organism: Dermacentor andersoni
Lineage: Eukaryota; Metazoa; Arthropoda; Arachnida; Ixodida; Ixodidae
Product: nucleoredoxin-like protein 2
Biological process (GO): photoreceptor cell maintenance; sensory perception
Source: RefSeq, a predicted model, not a curated record